AUGGUAAAGGCUCCCCUGUCCCUGCAUCUCAGAGGGUCGCCAAUGCCCUGUCUGUUCCUGCCACUGAGAGGGUUGCUGCUGUCUCUUCCAUCCCUGCCUCAAAGAGAGGUCACUCCUUGUGCUCCUGCAUGUGAAAAGGUUGCCGAUGUUAAAUCCUGGGCCCUGCUAGAGUCAGGCAUCAGAGUGUGCAGGCCUCAUUGUAGCUCCAACUUCAAUCCCAGAGGCUUCAGACAUCACUCCAUCUGUAACUCCAGAUCUCUAGAGGAGCAACACCUCUGCCUGAGCCGUCGGCCUCCUGCAAAGCCUCAUGAGAUGCUUUGCUUUGGCCGUCAGCCUCCAAAGAUCCCCACUUUCACCACCAACUUCCAGAGGAAUCCAUUCUUCAGGCUGUAUACACUCAUUCCAGUGAACACAGUUCAACUUGGUGAAUCUACAACCUUCACAUGUGCUCUGCCUAAUACUGAUAUCAGCAAUGGAGAAGUCCACUGGUACCAGCAGAGUGUUGGAGAUACUCUGAAACUAAUUGUGACUCUGUUGAAAUCUGUAAAACCUAAGUAUGCUCCAGAGUUUUCUAAUUCAAGAUGGAAAGUCAAAAGGGACGGCAAUUUUAGCAGCCUGACUAUUUUGAGAAUAAUCCAAGAGGACGAGGGAAUCUACCACUGUGCAAUCAUAGAGUGGUGUGGCACAGCAUCGAAAUGGAGUGGGACAUAUUUGAUAGUAAAAGGAGACGGUCAGAAGACAUCAGACUACACUGUUGUUCAGCAGUCCACAGCAUCACAUUCAGUCCAUCCAGGAGAAUCACAGACUCUCCAGUGUUCAGUCUUCUCUGACUCUGAGAACAAAACAUGUUCAGGAGAUCUGAGUGUGUUCUGGUUCAGACCUGGAUCAGAUAAAUCUCAUCCAGACAUCAUCUACACUGAUGGAAACAGACCUGAUGAAUGUGAGAAGAGAUCUGACACUCAGAAGAGCUGUGUUUAUCACUCCUCUAAGACCUUCAACUCCUCUGAUGCUGGGACUUACUACUGUGCUGUGGCCACAUGUGGACAGAUACUGUUUGGAAAUGGAACUACUCUGACCAAUGACGCUUGUUCACAAACUGCACAAUCUGAAAUGAUUGGUCUGGUGACAACAAUAACCUGCUUGGUCAUUUCUGUGAUUGUGAAUAUCGUUUUAAUCUGUUACCGAACACAAAGAGCAGCACAGGAACAAUUCACAGGAAUUGAAUCCACCUCAUCACAAGCAAGACAUGACAAUUUGAGACAAUCAGUGGUUGAUACUACUGAAGGUGGACAUGAUCUGAACUACGCUGCGCUGCAUUUCUCUGGAAGGAAAGCUGCACGAGGAGAGAAGAAGAUGGAGGUGAAGACUGAGGAAAGUGUAUAUUCUCAAGUUAAACUUCAAAUGGGAACCACAGAGGAGAAGAGUCUGGCUAUGGACCGGCCCUGUUGUGGUUGCAUCAGGCGCCUUUUGUUGGCCGAGUGUACGACAAGGUCCCUGAAAGCAGACAAUGUCAGGAUGAUUGUGUUGUGGAUUACACUGCUUGUUCUUCAUCAAGGACAUACACUCAUUCCAGUGAUCACAGUUCAAACUGGUGAAUCUACAACCUUAACAUGUGAUCUGCGUAAAAAUGAUAUCAGCAGACUAGAAGUCCACUGGUUCAAGCAGAGUGUUGGAGAUAAUCUGAAACUAAUUGUGACUCUUCGGAAACAGACAACACCUCAAUUUGCACCAGAGUUUUUGAGCGCAAGAUGGAAAGUUAAUAGUGAUGACAAUUUUACCAACCUGACUAUUUUGAGAACAAUCCAAGGGGACGAGGGAAUCUAUCACUGUGCUUUCAUUACAUUGUAUGGCACAACAUCUGAAUGGAUUGGGACAUAUUUGAUAGUAAAAGGAGACGGUCAGAAGACAUCAGACUACACUGUUGUUCAGCAGUCCACAGCAUCACAUUCAGUCCAUCCAGGAGAAUCACAGACUCUCCACUGUUCAGUCUUCUCUGACUCUGAGAACAAAACAUGUUCAGGAGAUCCGAGUGUGUUCUGGUUCAGACCUGGAUCAGAUAAAUCUCAUCCAGACAUCAUCUACACUGAUGGAAACAGACCUGAUGAAUGUGAGAAGAGAUCUGACACUCAGAAGAGCUGUGUUUAUCACUCCUCUAAGACCUUCAGCUCCUCUGAUGCUGGGACUUACUACUGUGCUGUGGCCACAUGUGGACAGAUACUGUUUGGAAAUGGAAAUACUCUGACCAAUGACGCUUGUUCACAAACUGCACAAUCUGAAAUGAUUGGUCUGGUGACAGCAAUAACCUGCUUGGCCAUUUCUGUGAUUGUGAAUAUCGUUUUAAUCUGUUACCGAACACAAAGAGCAGCACAGGAACAAUUCACAGGAAUUGAAUUCACCUCAUCACAAGCAAGACAUGACAAUUUGAGACAAUCAGUGGUUGAUACUACUGAAGGUGGACAUGAUCUGAACUACGCUGCGCUGCAUUUCUCUGGAAGGAAAGCUGCACGAGGAAAGAAGAAGACGGAGGUGAAGACUGAGGAAAGUGUAUAUUCUCAAGUUAAACUUCAAAUGUGAACGCGUCUAUGAAAAACUUCAAUCUGUUUUUUGAUAAAAGACUGAAUCUUGAUCCCAUCAGUGUGCUGAAGCUUUACUGGUGAAAUGGACUUAGAGAUGUUGACAAAGCAACCUAUUGGUUGACUGUGUUCCCUGAGAUGUUUACUUCUAGUAGUUUCUCAGUGUCAACUGUGAGGAAAACUACAUCUCUGAAGAAGAGGAUUUGUGUUCUUCACCGUGACCUUCUGAUCUCCCCACCUAACACACAGAACUUGCAAUGCAGGAAUGAACUGAACAGUUUCAGUCAGAACAUUAAGGAAAUGCAGCAUCACUGGAGUGAUGAUCUGAACUCAGUCUCUGAUGCCAGGUUUAGUCGGACCAGUAUGGAAGAAGAACAAAUCGAAUCUGAAGUGUUUGUGGAAGAUGCACACAUGAGACACAAACACCCACCUUCUCUCUGUCGCAGACCACAGCCAUAAAAUCAGAGAGACUUUUUAUUCUAAGCAUAUAUACUCCCUCGGUUUUAUUUUUAUUAUUGAAUGUAUGUACUUGUAUGUUUAGAUAUAUUAUAAAUAUAUUUUCAUGUA
Molecule: messenger RNA, 3140 nt
Organism: Amphiprion ocellaris (clown anemonefish)
Lineage: Eukaryota; Metazoa; Chordata; Actinopteri; Pomacentridae
Exons: 15
Coding region: 1-2574 (857 amino acids)
Biological process (GO): response to bacterium
Source: RefSeq, a predicted model, not a curated record